Oncorhynchus masou masou (cherry salmon) is the source of this 2399-nucleotide messenger RNA. Its product is annotated as cAMP-dependent protein kinase type I-alpha regulatory subunit-like. Lineage: Eukaryota; Metazoa; Chordata; Actinopteri; Salmoniformes; Salmonidae. Gene Ontology annotation, molecular function: cAMP-dependent protein kinase regulator activity. The transcript is spliced from 12 exons. Gene Ontology annotation, cellular component: cAMP-dependent protein kinase complex. The record is from RefSeq and is a predicted model, not a curated record. Gene Ontology annotation, biological process: regulation of protein phosphorylation. Bases 230 to 1369 code for a protein of 379 amino acids.
CGUGAUUGGUCCUAAACCCGUAUCCGGUGGAGCAGCGGUUCAAGGAUUUGGAAAAGUCGAAGGGAGAAAUUUGGUACGCUUGUGGAAAUAACAUCCAAAACCGAGUCAGUGACGAAGGGCUCGGUAAGAAUUCGCGGGUUCUUGUAAACGUUACUGCUCCAAUCAACGGUUUGAAAUUCAAAGGCCAGAGUUUGUUUACCAGUUCGUAGCAGAGCAGGAGCACAUCGUGAUGGCGUCGAGCAGUACGAGCAGUGAGGAGGAGAGGAGUUUGAGGGAGUGUGAGCUCUACGUGCAGAAACACAACAUCCAGCAGCUGCUGAAGGACUGCAUCGUCCAGCUGUGUACCUCCAGGCCUGACAGACCCAUGGCAUUCCUCAGAGAGUACUUUGAGAGGCUCGAGAAGGAAGAGGCCAAGCAGAUCCUAAACCAGCAGAAGGCCAGCAGCCGUUCUGACUCCAGGGAUGAGGAGGUGUCUCCUCCCAUGAACCCCGUUGUUAAGGGUCGCCGGAGGAGAGGAGCCAUCAGCGCUGAGGUCUACACAGAGGAGGACGCUGCAUCCUAUGUCAGAAAGGUCAUUCCUAAAGACUACAAAACAAUGGCUGCCCUGGCUAAAGCUAUCGAAAAGAAUGUGCUAUUCUCUCACUUGGAUGACAACGAGAGGAGUGACAUAUUUGAUGCCAUGUUUUCAGUUACCUACAUCGCUGGAGAGACUAUCAUUAUGCAAGGUGAUGAGGGGGAUAAUUUCUACGUCAUCGACCAAGGAGAGACGGAUGUCUAUGUCAACAAUGAGUGGGUGACCAAUAUCGGGGAGGGGGGCAGCUUUGGAGAGUUGGCCUUGAUCUACGGGACCCCCAGGGCUGCCACCGUCCGAGCCAAGACCAACGUCAAACUGUGGGGCAUCGACAGAGAUAGCUACCGGAGGAUACUCAUGGGCAGCACUUUGAGGAAGAGGAAGAUGUACGAGGAGUUCCUCAGCAAAGUCUCCAUCUUAGAGUCUCUGGACAAAUGGGAGCGUCUGACGGUGGCUGACUCUCUGGAGCCGGUGCAGUUUGAUGAUGGACAGAAGAUUGUGGUGCAGGGAGAGCCUGGCGACGAGUUCUUCAUCAUACUGGAGGGUUCUGCAGCUGUAUUGCAGCGUCGCUCUGAGAACGAGGAGUUUGUGGAAGUUGGGAGGUUACAACCGUCUGACUACUUUGGUGAGAUUGCCCUGCUGAUGAACCGUCCCCGUGCUGCCACUGUGGUCGCCCGCGGUCCUCUGAAGUGUGUGAAGCUGGACCGACCGCGGUUCGAGCGUGUCCUGGGACCCUGCUCGGACAUUCUCAAACGCAACAUCCAACAGUACAACAGCUUCGUGUCACUGUCUGUCUGAGGGGUUUCCCCACCCCCUGUACCCCCUAACCCCCUUUGUAAGCCCAGAACACCCCUGUACCCUCUAAUCCCCUUUGUAACCCCAGAACACACCCUGUACCCCCUAGUCCUCUUUGUAACCCCAUAACACACCCUGUACCCCCUAAUCCCCUUUGUAACCCCAUAACACACCCUACCCCACCCCCUAAUCCCCAAUGUAACCCCAUUACACACCCAGUCCCUGUACCCACCCCCUAAUCCCCUAUGUAACCCCAUAACGCAUCCCCUACCUCUGUACCCACCCCCUAAUCCCUGAUGUAACCCCAUAACGCAUCCCCUACCUCUGUACCCACCCCCUAAUCCCCUAUGUAACCCCAUAACGCAUCCCCUACCUCUGUACCCACCCCCUAAUCCCCUAUGUAACCCCAUAACGCAUCCCCUACCUCUGUACCCACCCCCUAAUCCCUGAUGUAACCCCAUAACACAUCCCCUACCUCUGUACCCACCCCCUAAUCCCCUAUGUAACCCCAUAACGCAUCCCCUACCUCUGUACCCACCCCCUAAUCCCCUAUGUAACCCCAUAACGCAUCCCCUACCUCUGUACCCACCCCCUAAUCCCCUAUGUAACCCCAUAACGCAUCCCCUACCUCUGUACCCACCCCUAAUCCCCUAUGUAACCCCAUAACGCAUCCCCUACCUCUGUACCCACCCCUAAUCCCUGAUGUAACCCCAUAACGCAUCCCCUACCUCUGUACCCACCCCCUAAUCCCUGAUGUAACCCCAUAACGCAUCCCCUACCUCUGUACCCACCCCUAAUCCCUGAUGUAACCCCAUAACGCAUCCCCUACCUCUGUACCCACCCCUAAUCCCUGAUGUAACCCCAUAACGCAUCCCCUACCCCUGUACCCACCCCCUAAUCCCCUAUGUAACCCCAUAACGCAUCCCCUACCCCUGUACCCACCCCCUAAUCCCCGAUGUAACCCCAUAACGCAUCCCCUACCCCCUGUACCCACCCCCUAAUCCCCUAUGUAACCCAAUAACGCAUCCCCUAC